This is a messenger RNA of Aspergillus pseudonomiae, 3287 nucleotides long. Its product is annotated as 116 kDa U5 small nuclear ribonucleoprotein component. The transcript is spliced from 4 exons. Gene Ontology annotation, molecular function: U5 snRNA binding; GTPase activity; GTP binding. NCBI's taxonomy places the organism in Eukaryota, Fungi, Ascomycota, Eurotiomycetes, Eurotiales, Aspergillaceae. The record is from RefSeq and is a predicted model, not a curated record. Bases 37 to 2994 code for a protein of 985 amino acids. Gene Ontology annotation, biological process: mRNA splicing, via spliceosome. Gene Ontology annotation, cellular component: U2-type catalytic step 2 spliceosome; cytosol; U4/U6 x U5 tri-snRNP complex.
GUUUUUGACAGCUUGAACCAUCUUUUCCACAACACAAUGGAUGAUCUCUAUGAUGAGUUUGGCAACUAUAUUGGAGAGGCUGCAGAUUCAGAUGAAGAGGACCAGCACGAAGAAGUGAAACCUCGAGCUUUCAACUUCGACGAGGCGUUUGGAGAGGAGGAAGAUGAAGAUACCUCUGAGCAGCAGUCCAUGGAAGUGGACGAAGGUCCAUCAAACGCCGUAAUUUUACACGAAGACAAACAGUACUACCCUAGCGCACAACAAGUCUACGGUACAGAGGUAGAAACCUUAGUUCAAGAAGAAGAUACGCAACCUCUCUCCGAGCCUAUUGUUGCCCCCGUACAGCAAAAGAAGUUUGCCAUUGAAGAGACUGACCUCCCUCCGGUUCAUUUCUCAAGAGAAUUCAUGACUGAUCUUUUGAAUUUCCCUGAACAAAUAAGAAAUGUUGCGCUUGUUGGUCAUUUACAUCAUGGAAAGACCGCUUUCAUGGAUAUGCUUGUAAUGCAGACGCAUGAUUUGACUGAACGGCUGGAGAAGCGAGCAGGUAGGAGAAAGGAAGAACAGCUUCGCUAUACCGAUAUCCACUUUCUAGAGAGGGAGCGAGGCCUCUCUAUUAAAUCAGCCCCUAUGAGCCUAGUUCUUCAGGGCACUAAGGGGAAGUCUCAUUUGUUCAACAUUCUUGAUACCCCGGGGCAUGUGAAUUUUGUGGAUGAAGUAGCUGCCUCAUCACGACUGGUUGAUGGCGUGGUCAUAGUCGUUGAUAUUGUGGAAGGAGUACAGUCGAAUACUGAGCAAAUCAUUAAGCACGCUGUGUUAGAGGGCCUUCCCUUGACCAUGGUUGUGAACAAAAUGGAUCGGCUGAUCCUCGAACUGAAGAUACCACCCAACGACGCCUAUUUCAAGCUCAAGCAUGUAAUUGAAGAAGUCAACACUGUCAUUGAAAAUAUCUUGCCUGGGCAAGGCGAACGAUGGCGACUAAGCCCGGAAAAGGGCAAUGUCGCAUUUGCGUGCGCUUCAAUGGGAUGGUGUUUCACUCUUCAAUCAUUUGCCAGGAUGUAUGCGGAGAACUACCCGCAAAUUGAGACCUCAGAUUUUGCCCUGCGUCUUUGGGGCGAUAUCUUUUUCAAUCCAACAAGCCGGAAAUUCACGCGGAAAGGGGUCGAAGAACAUUCUAAGAGAACUUUUGUCAAGUUUGUUCUUGAGCCAAUAUACAAGCUCUAUUCCCACGCCAUAAGUGAAAGUCCAGAAGACUUGAAACAAACACUCGCAAGUGUCGGCAUCCACUUGAAGCCAUCCCAAUUGAAAUCAGAUGCAAAGGAGCUACUCAAACUGGUUUGCGGACAGUUCUUCGGUCCUGCUACAGGGUUUGUAGACAUGAUAGUACAACAUGUACCUUCUCCAGUUGAGGGCGCGCAGAUGAAGCUGGACCGAUAUUACACUGGACCCCUCGAUUCGAAAGUGGCAGCCGCUAUGGCCACUUGUAGUACAGAUGGCCCUCUCGUUGUCCAUAUCACGAAACUUUUUACGAGCACAGACGCUUCAAGUUUCAAUGCAUUUGGAAGAAUUAUGAGCGGGACUGCUCAUCCUGGACAACAAGUUCGAGUGCUAGGUGAGGGUUAUACUCCUGAAGACGAAGAAGAUAUGGUGACUGCAACUAUAUCGGACAUUUGGAUUGCUGAGACUGGCUAUAACGUCACGACCAGCGGUGUUCCGGCCGGCAACUUGGUUCUCUUGGGUGGCGUGGAUAAUUCAAUCGUGAAGACAGCGACUAUCGUGCCUCUGAAGCUUGAGGAUGACGAAGAAGCAUACAUAUUUAAACCAAUUCGACAUAUGACCGAGUCUGUUUUCAAGGUCGCUGUUGAACCUGUUAACCCGUCUGAAUUACCAAAAAUGCUUGAUGGUCUCCGUAAAGUCAACAAGAGCUAUCCUCUAAUUUCAACAAAAGUCGAGGAGUCUGGGGAGCAUGUCAUCUUGGGGACCGGUGAGCUCUAUAUGGACUGCGUGCUUCAUGACUUGCGGCGGCUCUUCUCCGAGAUGGAAAUUAAGGUCUCCGAUCCUGUCACCCGCUUCUGUGAAACUGCUGUUGAGACUUCAGCCAUUAUGUGUUAUUCUAUCACACCAAACAAAAAGAAUAAGAUAACCAUGAUAGCAGAACCUUUGGACGACGGAAUCGCUGAGGAUAUCGAGAGCGGCAAAGUCAGCAUCAAAGACCCAAUUCGCAAAGUGGCUCGUUUUUUCGAAGACAAGUACGAUUGGGAUAAACUAGCAGCUAGAAGCAUUUGGGCCUUCGGCCCAGACGAACUGGGGCCUAACAUAUUACAAGACGAUACCUUGCCAUCCCAGGUUGAUAAAAAGCUUCUCGGGAGCGUCAGAGACUCUAUCACUCAAGGUUUUAGUUGGGGUACGAGGGAAGGCCCACUUUGUGAAGAGCCAAUUCGAAACACGAAAUUCAGGCUCACAGACGUCACCCUUGCCGACCAGGUUAUCUACAGAGGUGGUGGCCAAAUCAUUCCCACUGCGCGACGCGCAAUCUACUCAUCGUUUCUCAUGGCAUCUCCUCGCUUGAUGGAACCCAUCUAUUCCUGCACGAUGACAGGGCCUGCGGAUGCAGUCGCUUCGGUGUAUACCGUCCUUGCGCGCAGGAGAGGCCAUGUCCUAUCUGAUGGGCCCAUCGCCGGAACACCGCUUUAUUCAGUCCGUGGCCUAAUUCCAGUGAUAGACUCAUUCGGGUUCGAGACAGAUCUCCGGAUUCACACCCAAGGCCAAGCUGCAGUUAGUCUUGUCUUCGAUAAAUGGAGUGUAGUUCCAGGGGAUCCGCUUGAUCGUGAUGUCAAGACAAAACCACUAGAGAUGGCCCCUGCAAUGGCCACUGCUCGAGACUUCGUGCUAAAGACAAGAAGACGGAAAGGCUUGGCGGAGGAUGUCACCGUAAGCAAGUUUUUGGAACCAGAACUCUGGAAAGGCCUAAAGGAGAGUGGCGUUUUAGACUCAUGACCAGUUUAUCUCUGGAGUUCAAUGGUAUGCCACAAAUUCCAGGUAGUUAUAUGUUUGGAUGGAAUAAAAGAUUGACCGAGUAUCCUUAUGAAGGCAGUGCCAAGUCAUUUAUAUUUAUGAGCGCACAAGAGCGCUACUUUUUAGCCUGCCAUAUAGUUCGAGUUCACUGGCAUGUCUCUAGCAUCUUCGCGAUAACGCCCAUUAGUGUUCCAUUUUCCAAAGCGGCGGCCACUCGUUCUUUGUCCGCCAGCUGCUUGUUAACUUCAUCAGCAGUGCUGUGUGUCCCUUCUUUG